AUGGAUCCGUCUGAUCUCAAGCAUCUGACCACGCCUCGUUCUUCCCUCGACAACCCUCCAUUUUCCGCAAAAGCGCCUCUUUCAUCUCCCGACGCCCCUCGUUCUCCCUCGGCGAACCAGCUCCACCCGAAAAAGAACCGCCUAUUUCGCUCCACAGAUUGUCGCCAACCCCCCGGCGAAUCAUCUCUCCGUUUUUCCCAGCGCCGCCAUUUCUCCGCCGCGCGUUCGUUGCCCUCGGGCUCCAACGCGCCCGCGCAUCUCGUUUCGCCGUUGGACCCGUCACUCUCCUCCUCCUCUUCCGAUGAGGAGGACUUUCCAAUCGCCGUCCACCGUGCAGCACCGCUCCAAACCGCGCAACCGCCCGUUUUUUCCGCGCAUCUCUCCGCGCAGCCGGCCCCCCCGCAGGGCGCGUCCGCGCGCCUCCCCGCCUCGUGGUUUCAAGAAGCGGCGGCGGGAGCGAAUCGGUGGGGUGCCCGGGGUAAGGAGGAAGUAAAGAGAGAAAAUGCAGAGGAUGAAAUUGAGGAAGGGGAGGUAUUAUCUGAUGAGGAAGAUGCACAGGAAGGUACAGAGGAAGGAGCAGUGGAAGAAACGGAGGAAGACGCUAAGGAAGAUGCCACGAAGGAUGAGCCAAAGGAAAUCUCGAUGGGUGAUAAUCAGCAACAGAGAGUGAUGGAGGUAGAGGAACGAGAGGAGAGGGAGAGGGAGAGGGAGAGGGAGAGGGAGAGGGAGAGGGAGAGGGAGAGGGAGAGGGAGAGGGAGAGGGAUAGGGAGUCAGGGACGCAGCGAGUAGCUAAGGUAGAGCCAGAUACUGCUAUGGAUGUUGAGACCAAAGGUUCAGUGGGGUGGGAGGGGGAGGAGCGAAAGUUGCAGGCGAGGGUGAAGACGGAGCGAGAAGAAGGAUGCAGCGAGAAGGAGAGUGGGCAUGGUGGCUGCUCUGCUAGUGGGGUUGGUGUGGGUGGUGCGCGUGAUGUGUGUGGUAUGGGUGGUGUGUUUGGUGUGACCACCAAGGUGAAUGAUGAAGGUGGGGCGAAACGGAGGGAGUUAAAUGAGGGAGGAGGCGCAGAGGGAGAUAUGGCUCUGAACAUACCUGGUGGUGGUGCUGCUGCAGUGGCCCACUUCUGGCAGGACGAGGCGGAAUACAACUCCCUACACAAGAUGCGAGCGCAGGACACUGGUCUCCCCUGGGGAGUGAUGCAGGGGUGUGAGGGGUGCCGUUACCGCGGGUGUUACCGAUGCUGCCACGUGUCGGCACGCUGGAAGCCGGAUGAGUCACGACGGCCCUCUGUGGGAGAGGCACCCACGUUUUACCCCACUGCCGAGGAGUUUGCCAAUCCCGUGCGCUACAUCCAGUCCAUCCAACGGCUAGCAGAGGAGCACGGGAUAUGCCGCAUCGUGCCGCCCGCCUCCUGGACGCUCCCUGCGGGCGCCUCUCUCUCCCAGGAGCACCUGCGCUCCCUACGCUGCCGCUACCCCACACGCGUGCAAGAAGUCAGUCGCCUGCAGGUCCGCAAGCCCUGGACGGCAGCUGCUGGAAACAGCCGGGGUUAUCAGGAGCACCCCCACCAGCAGAUGCAGCAGCAGCAGCAACCAGAACCAGCACACCUGCAGCAACAGCCGCACCAGCAGCAGCAGCACCAGCAGCAGCAGCACCCGCAGCAGCAGCAGCAGCAAAGGCAGCGGCACCAGAAUGGAGGGGUGCCGACGUGGGAGCAGGUGGAGGGGGAGUUUUGGAGGGUUGUGGAGGCACCAAGCGAGCGUAUAGAGGUGCUGUAUGCAUCGGACGUGGAGAGGCACAACAUACAACCUGCUCCCACCACACCGCAGGUUUGCUUCGGCAUGUGCCUCUCCUCCUUCUGCUGGGUGCGUGCCUCCUCGCUCCCUCUCUUCUCCUCUUUUCCUCUCCUCCUCCCUCCCUCUCCUUUCCUCUUUUCCUCUCCUCCUCUAUUCCUUUCCUCCUCCCUUCCUCGCCUCCUCUUUACCUCUCCUCCCUUCCUCUCCUCCUCCGCUCCUCUCCUCCUCCCCUCCUUUCCUCCUCCCUUCUCUCUAUGCUCGUCCGUCGCUGUUUCUUUUACUCAUGUGGAGGAUCAUCAUCUCAACUCACUCAACUACUUGCACUGGGGGCGUCCCAAGGUGUGGUACGGAGUGGCCAGCAGGCAUGCAGAGCGGUUUGAAGCGGUGAUGCACAAGCGCCUGCCCGAGGCCUUCCGUGGCAUAGAUGACCUGCUGCAAAGCCUUGUGACGCAGCUGUCCCCGGCUGUGUUGCAGCAGGAGGGCAUUCCUGUGGUGCGCCUCGUGCAGCACCCCAACGAGUUUGUGGUCACCUUUCCACGAGCCUACCACUCAGGUUUCAACGUCGGGUUCAACUGUGCUGAGGCUGUCAACAUGGCACCACCUGAUUGGCUGCAGCACGGGCUGCGGGCAGUGGAGGGUUAUCGUUCCAUUGAGCGUAGCGCCACUCUCUCCCAUGACAAACUGCUGCUGCGCGCUGCUGCUACUGUCCUUGAAGCUGCUGCUGCUGCAGCUGCUGCUGCUGUUGCUGGUGCUGAUGCUGCUGGUGCUGAUGCUGAUACUGCUGCUGCUGCUGCUGCUGCUGCUGCUGCUGCUGCUGCUGCUGCUGAGGGGGCAGUGUGGUGUGAGAAUGCGGAGACAAUAUGUGUUGCUUUGGAGGAGCGUGUGUCUCUUGAGAAGAGCCGGCAACAAGCUCUUCUCCUACUCGCCACUCUGUCGCCGCUUUUUGAGACGCCUCAAAUAACGAGCGAGUGUCUCUUGAGAAAAGCCGUCAACAAGCUCUUCUCCUACCUGCCACGCUGUCGCCACCGUCGCAGCCGUCGCAACCAGCACAAGCACCUUCUUUCCGCAUAUCACGCGUCAACACAUUCCCUCCGCCCUCGGGCACAGCCCCACCCUCGGCUCCACAACGCUCCUCAUGCCCUUCACCUCAGGCAACGGAGCGACCCCAAGCCGCACAAGCAGCACAAGCAGCGCAAUCCAUACCUGAUUUGGAUUUCCUGCAGUGCUGCUACUGCUCCUACGACCUCUACCUCUCCUUCGCCUCGUGCUGCCGUGCAUGCUUCCCCAGGCAACCUGGCACCACCAGUGCAGCAGCAGGCGGGUCCGUCCUAG
Molecule: messenger RNA, 3123 nt
Organism: Closterium sp. Naga37s-1
Lineage: Eukaryota; Viridiplantae; Streptophyta; Zygnematophyceae; Desmidiales; Closteriaceae
Source: the annotation of a GenBank genome assembly